CUGAUUGAUCAGCUGAAGGGUGAAGGGGUUGUGUUUCCAUUCCCAAGAGUUUGCUUGUUAGUUUGGGCUCUCCUGUCGGCGGAGAUGGCUGGUUCUGAAGGCUGUGCUCAGAGGAUGGCAUCAGUGGCCAACUCGCACCUCCAGCCGUCACAGAAAGACGCAGCUGACCAAAACUUCGACUACAUGUUCAAGCUCCUCAUCAUCGGCAACAGCAGUGUGGGUAAAACCAGCUUCUUGUUUCGCUACGCGGAUGAUUCCUUCACUUCGGCCUUCGUCAGCACGGUGGGGAUCGACUUUAAGGUGAAAACCGUUUUUCGCAACAACAAGAGGAUCAAAUUACAAAUCUGGGACACAGCCGGACAGGAGCGCUACAGAACCAUCACUACAGCGUAUUACAGAGGAGCCAUGGGCUUCCUGCUAAUGUACGACAUCACAAACCUGGACUCCUUCAACGCCGUUCAGGACUGGGCCACACAGAUUAAGACAUACUCGUGGGAUAACGCACAGGUGAUACUGGUGGGCAACAAGUGUGACCUGGAAGAUGACAGACUCAUUCCAACAGAGGACAGUCAGAGACUGGCUCAUGAACUCGGUUUCCAGUUUUUCGAGGCCAGCGCCAAAGACAACAUCAACGUGAAGCAGGUUUUCGAGUGUCUGGUGGACGUUAUAUGUGUCAAGAUGACUGAAAGUCUGGACGGAGACGGUCCGGUGUCCAACCAUAAAGACUCCAGUCAGCAGGACACGUCCUCCGAGGGGCACGCCGGCUGCGCCUGCUAAAACAAACUGUCUCUCUGUCACGUCGAGAACUUCACUUCACUAUUCACCACUGCUUGGGGUGAUCUUUGCUUUCCUUCGUUUAACCCAAACAGCAUCUGCUAAACGCGCUCAGUGUUGUUUGUUGA
Rhinichthys klamathensis goyatoka is the source of this 902-nucleotide messenger RNA. RefSeq names its product RAB3D, member RAS oncogene family, b (gene rab3db). Gene Ontology annotation, biological process: regulation of exocytosis; protein secretion; protein localization to plasma membrane. Bases 85 to 777 code for a protein of 230 amino acids. Gene Ontology annotation, molecular function: GTP binding; GTPase activity. NCBI's taxonomy places the organism in Eukaryota, Metazoa, Chordata, Actinopteri, Cypriniformes, Leuciscidae. The record is from RefSeq and is a predicted model, not a curated record. The transcript is spliced from 5 exons. Gene Ontology annotation, cellular component: plasma membrane; endosome; synaptic vesicle.